UUUGUUUACAUCCAUUUUUGUGAGAAAAAAGAAAUGGAUUAUUGUACAAAUUCCUUCAAUAUUCAAAACGAAACAACAAAUGAUAACAAUUUUGUAAACAAUUGCAUAUGCCGCUGUUGUCUUGCAACAAAUAUCGAACUUAAACCCAUAUUCAAUCCAAUUGGUAGUAUUCCACAAGUAAUUUUCUUAUUUACAGCCGUAAAAAUUGAAGACAAUGACAACCUUCCAAAAUCAAUCUGCACAACUUGUUUAAACCAUUUAAAUAAGUGCAUUGAAUUCAAGCAAAGAGUAGAAUCAUCCGAUUUUCUAUUGCGAAAGUUUUUAAUCAAUCCUCGUCAGAGUGCAUCAGGUCCUUUCCCUGAUCAUGAUUAUGCAAAGUCAAGUGAAAAUGCCUUACAAAUAUGCAUGGAAUUGAAUAAAGACAAUAUACUUGAUAAAUGUAAUGAUCAGAACCCGUCUUUGAGUAGAAAAGGAGAUUUUUCUUGCAAAGAAUAUGGACAAAAGUUCGAAGACAUAGCCAACUUGAACAAUCAUCAAAUUUGUCAUUUGCAGAGCCCCACUAAGCUCACAUUUACUUGUUCAACAUGUGAUGAAACAUUUUCCGUGAAGGAAGAUCUCUUCGUUCACAGCUCAUUACAUGACGAUUCCAAUGGAUUCAUAUGUAAAUCUUGCAACAAAAAUUUUCAGACUUUUUUCAAAUUGAAGCGUCAUAUUCCUUCACAUUUUCAAGAGAAACCAUUUAAAUGCGAAUUAUGUGAUAUGAGAUUUGUCGAAAAGGCAUCGCUAACUCGACAUUUUAGAGUACACACCGGGAUCAAGCCAAAAUCGAUGCAUUUCUGUAUGAUUUGCAAUAAAGACUUUCCCAAUCGAUAUACUCUCAAAGUUCAUAAUCGCUCACAUACUGGAGAACGUCCUUGGAAAUGUGAUGGUUGCGACAAACGAUUUUCUGAUUUUCGUCUCUUGAAUUCUCACAAAAGACUUCACGAUGAAACCAAACCCUUCGAAUGUAAAGAGUGCAACAAAAGUUUCCGACAUCGUUCGACUCUUGAGACUCAUAUAAAAGUCCACACUACCACCACCGAUCGUCCUUAUCGUUGUGACAAGUGUAAAAAAUCCUUCAAACAAUCCUGGCGUCUUCAGAUACACAAACGAAAAACACACAAUCGCAUUCAUAGUAGACGUUUUCUAUGCGAUCAAUGUAGCCAAAUGUUCACUUCUGCUUCUGCACUCGAAGAUCAUUUACAGUGGCAUAAUAAAAAAGUUGAAACUAAUAAUGAUGAUGAAGACGGUGCACCAAAAGAAGCACCAUCUGAGUUCUUUCAAUGCAAUGAGUGUUCAUUGCAAUUUUCAUCACGUUUAGAUCUAAUAACACAUCAGAAACUUACUCAUGCCCUUAGUCAUGAAUGUUUUACAUGCUUUGGCAAAUGGAAGACUCUGGAAGAGCUUGUGCGGCAUAAAUGUGGUGAAGGAUUGAAAGAUGAUUUUGAUGAUGAACAACCUUCAGCUGAUGAAAUGAUAUUAAUGCCCGAUGGUCAAGUACAAGAUUGUAAUACAAUUGUAAAUGCUUUGUUGGCUUCUGUAUCAGAGCAAUCCACAACAAAACCGAAUCAAAAAGAAGCCACUAGUAAAGUGGCAUAAUAAAAUUAGAUAAACAAUAAAUUAUUAUUAUUGGAAA
Molecule: messenger RNA, 1675 nt
Organism: Episyrphus balteatus (marmalade hoverfly)
Lineage: Eukaryota; Metazoa; Arthropoda; Insecta; Diptera; Syrphidae
Product: zinc finger protein OZF-like
Exons: 5
Coding region: 34-1638 (534 amino acids)
Biological process (GO): regulation of transcription by RNA polymerase II
Cellular component (GO): nucleus
Molecular function (GO): RNA polymerase II transcription regulatory region sequence-specific DNA binding; DNA-binding transcription factor activity, RNA polymerase II-specific; zinc ion binding
Source: RefSeq, a predicted model, not a curated record